Suillus subaureus is the source of this 924-nucleotide messenger RNA. Its product is annotated as Tgs1 protein. Gene Ontology annotation, cellular component: nucleus. The record is from RefSeq and is a predicted model, not a curated record. Bases 1 to 924 code for a protein of 307 amino acids. The transcript has 3 exons. Gene Ontology annotation, biological process: 7-methylguanosine RNA capping; 7-methylguanosine cap hypermethylation. Gene Ontology annotation, molecular function: RNA cap trimethylguanosine synthase activity. NCBI's taxonomy places the organism in Eukaryota, Fungi, Basidiomycota, Agaricomycetes, Boletales, Suillaceae.
AUGGGCAAGAAACCAAAUCUCACCGGUUUAACUCGUUUCCUGCCACAAGACUUUCUCAAUCCAAAUACUACUAGCCUCUCAGAAAAACCACAGAAUCAGAGCAAACCUGCAAAGAAACGCAAAACGGAUAAUGGUCCUGUUCGCACAAGAUACGAUGCUACCGCCCUUGUUCCUCACUACACCACCGCUCACGAGGUUCCAGAAAACCUGCAGAAAUAUUUUGCGCAACGAAAGCGUUACUUUUCUUUAUACGACCAAGGAUGUCUAUUAGAUGAAGAAGGCUGGUAUAGCGUGACACCUGAAGACAUCGCCGUCCAAAUUGCAGAUCGCUGUCGAUGCGAUACAAUCCUCGAUCCUUUCUGUGGCGUUGGAGGAAAUGCGAUUGCUUUUGCGAAAACCUGCGAGCAUGUCAUUGCUCUGGAUAUCUCCCCAACACGACUCGCUUUGGCUCGUCAUAAUGCUGCUAUCUAUGGUGUUGCAGACCGCAUCGAGUUUAUCCUUGCAGACUAUAUCUCAUUUGCAAACGCAUAUCUUUCACGACCCCACCCAAGGCGCAGGAUUGACGUCGUCUUCUUGAGUCCCCCUUGGGGUGGCCCAGGAUAUAUAUCUCCCUAUGAAAACACAGACUUCCAGGAUGACCCAGAGACGCACCCACAGUAUAGCCUCUCGAGGAUACAGCCGAUACAUGGAGCUGAUCUAUUUCGCCUGACGAAGCGGAUCUCGGAUAAUAUUGCCUACUUCCUUCCCAGAAAUACGGACUUGAAUGAAAUAUCCGCCCUGGAUCUGCUCGAAAAAGACGAGAGCGUCACCCCCGAUGACGAGCCUCGAAUGAUUGAAGUGGAGGAAGAGUGGAUGGGGUCUAAGUUGAAAGCUUUAACUUGUUAUUUUGGUGGUCUGGUUGCUGGGCAAGAACAUGUAUUCUGA